Syzygium oleosum is the source of this 1099-nucleotide messenger RNA. RefSeq lists its product as uncharacterized. The record is from RefSeq and is a predicted model, not a curated record. The transcript is spliced from 6 exons. Lineage: Eukaryota; Viridiplantae; Streptophyta; Magnoliopsida; Myrtales; Myrtaceae. The coding region runs from base 171 to 767 and encodes 198 amino acids.
AUUACUGUGUAACUGACACAGAAAUUUAUGGUCAAGAAGACAUUUGAACACAGCUCAAACAUGACAAGAACCUGGACCAACCUCCGAGAAUUGCUGUGAACAUCUUCUUUUUGGCAAAUUCCAUACACGGUCGAUCGGCGCGUCUUAAAACUUCGACACUCGAGAGAAGAAUGGAGGCGGAGGUAAGAAAAUUCCAGCAGAAAUUCAAGAGAGUCCGGGAGGAGAUGGAUCGUUGGGGGGAGCUUCAGGUUCGUUUGGUCUCGCAGUUCAGAAACGCCUCUUCGAUCAUGGACAGAUUGCAGGUGAUUCGGGAUGGUAAAAACUACGGUACCCUGAAAUCUGUUGGUGGGAUUGGUGAAGCUGUUUGGACUAAGCAGAUGGAGUCAUUGGAAGCCACUUUGCUCUCAAUGAGGAAGACCAUGGAGGAGUUCCAUGGUGUUGUCAUGUCUCUUGAAAAGAUCCAUCGAGACGGCAAGCAACUUGUUAAAGGGGGAUCUCGGCAGCCCAGUGUCAAGCAUCUGCAGCAGCGAGUGGGAGUGAAACCAUGUCUUCAAGAUUGCUUGGAUGGGCUUAUGAUUCUCUAUGAGAUGCACUGCUCAGAGUAUUUUUUGAAAUCGUCAGUUGUAUCGGCACUUUCAACUCUGGUCUUGAAACCAAGUGCGAGUGACCUGCAUGCACUCCAGCAACUUUUGGUUGAUCAGCCUAACAUUCCCAAAGAGGAAGUGCAAUUCAUCUAUGACAUCAUAUUUGCCGAAGAAAUCUGCUGAUGCCCAGUAUGAUGUGGUCACAUGCUGUAUAUCCACUGGUUCGAGCGGUUUCCCUUGUGGAAUGCUCUUCGAGAUUCUGGGAAAAGACGGGUUUUUUGUUCGGAUCUUCGAGAACUUCUGUUGAGGUUCUCCCUUCAACCCAUUUGACUACCUAAAGGAGUACUUGGCUUAAUUCUAAUUUCUUGAAGCCUCCGACAAAAGCGAGCGCGUGGAAGAUGAUGUUUCGGGGUUCAAUUUUGUACCGGUACGUCCGUUUUCAGUUCUAUAAGUUAGUCACCGGGCUGACGGAUUUUGAAUUCGUAAUACACAGAUAUAACCAAGUUUUGAGAUCA